Molecule: messenger RNA, 2062 nt
Organism: Asparagus officinalis (garden asparagus)
Lineage: Eukaryota; Viridiplantae; Streptophyta; Magnoliopsida; Asparagales; Asparagaceae
Product: calcium-dependent protein kinase 26-like
Exons: 8
Coding region: 242-1879 (545 amino acids)
Biological process (GO): protein autophosphorylation; intracellular signal transduction; peptidyl-serine phosphorylation
Cellular component (GO): nucleus; cytoplasm
Molecular function (GO): calcium/calmodulin-dependent protein kinase activity; ATP binding; calmodulin binding
Source: RefSeq, a predicted model, not a curated record
UCUUCUUCUCCCCUAAAUUAUAAAAAAAACAAAAAACUAAAUUUUAUUAAAUUAAUAAAAUUUUAGUUGAUUAUUGGUUCUCUGGAUCAAAUUAAGGAUCAGAUUGCUUCUCAUAAUCUCCUGAAAAAGGAUCAUCCUGGAUUAUUAAAAUUCCCACAGCCCUUCUUUGGAAAAGCCCUCUUAAUUCGAGGUUUUCUUAUCGGCCAAUGCACAGCUCCUAAGGUGUUCUUCUUCUUGUUUCAUGGGCAAUACAUGCGGUGGUGCAUUUGGCAGCAAAUAUCUCCGCGGCUACUCUCAGCCCUCUUUCUCUAAUAGUCACAAUCAUUCUUCCUCCUCCCAUACAUCCUCUCGUUCUACAAGCAGUGCAGCCUCUGAGGUCGCCGAUAUCGCCCCAAAACCUGUCACUCCCAAAAUGAGACGUGGCCUUAUGGACCCCCAGUCCUACUCCAUUAUAGGCCACAAAACCCCCAAUGUCCGUGACCUCUACACACUCGGUCGCAAACUUGGCCAAGGGCAAUUUGGCACCACAUAUCUCGCUACCGAGAUAUCCACUGGCGUUGAGUAUGCUUGCAAGUCAAUAUCUAAGAGGAAACUGAUCUCGAAAGAGGAUGUGGAGGAUGUGAGAAGAGAGAUUCAGAUAAUGCACCAUUUAUCGGGGCAUAAGCAUGUGGUUCAGAUCAAAGGGGCGUAUGAGGAUCCGCUUUAUGUCCAUAUUGUGAUGGAGUUGUGUGGUGGAGGGGAGUUGUUUGAUAGGAUUAUUCAGAGGGGACAUUAUAGUGAGAGGAAGGCGGCGGAGUUGACAAGGAUUGUUGUUGGGGUCGUGGAGGCUUGUCAUUCUCUUGGGGUUAUUCACAGGGAUCUUAAGCCGGAGAACUUUUUGUUGGUUAAUAGGGAUGAUGAUUUGUCACUCAAAGCAAUUGAUUUUGGGCUUUCGGUGUUCUUUAAGCCAGGUCAAAUUUUCACAGAUGUGGUUGGAAGCCCAUAUUAUGUUGCUCCAGAGGUACUAUGCAAACACUAUGGUCCAGAGGCUGAUGUCUGGACAGCAGGAGUUAUAUUAUACAUACUAUUAAGUGGUGUACCACCUUUUUGGGCAGAAACACAGCAAGGAAUUUUUGAUGCAGUUCUUAAGGGAGUUAUUGAUUUUCAAUCUGAACCAUGGCCUUCCAUCUCUGACAGCGCAAAGGACCUCAUCAAGAAAAUGCUUUGCUCACGUCCUUCUGAUCGAAUCACAGCCCAUGAAGUUCUAUGUCAUCCCUGGAUAUGUGAGAAUGGAGUUGCUCCUGAUCGUGCACUAGAUCCUGCUGUCCUUUCUCGCCUCAAACAAUUCUCAGCUAUGAAUAAGUUGAAGAAGAUGGCUUUGCGAGUGAUAGCUGAAAGCCUUUCAGAAGAGGAGAUUGCUGGAUUAAAGGAAAUGUUCCGAGCAAUGGACACAGACAACAGUGGUGCAAUUACGUAUGAUGAGCUGAAAGCUGGCCUUAAAAAAUAUGGUUCUACUUUAAAAGAAUCAGAGAUCCGGGAUCUCAUGGAUGCGGCUGAUAUAGACAACAAUGGUACCAUCGACUAUGGAGAAUUUAUUGCUGCCACAGUACACCUUAACAAACUUGAACGUGAAGAACACUUGGUGGCAGCAUUUUCCUAUUUUGACAAGGAUGGGAGCGGCUAUAUUACGGUUGAUGAGCUUCAACAAGCUUGUAAAGAACACAACAUGACCGAUGUUCUUCUUGAAGAUAUCAUCAAAGAAGUUGAUCAGGAUAAUGAUGGUUGCAUUGACUAUGGCGAGUUUGUUGCUAUGAUGCGCAAGGGCAAUAUGGGAAUAGGCAGAAGAACCAUGAGGAACAGUUUAAACGUGAGUAUGAGAGAUGCCCUGGGAGCUCAAUGAGUCCUAGUAAUCAUGUACAGUUUUUGUUGCCGACAUUUUGUGUUUUCCCCCAGUUUUGGUUUUACUCCCUUAUUAUUAUUAUUAUUAUUAUUAUUUUGGUGAGAUGGUUGUUGAAAGCACACAUAGUUGUAAUUUAUCAGCAGUUUCUUAUGAUCAACUUAAUGACAAAGGAAAUAUUUGAAA